AACUUCUGCCUGUGUGUCACAUGGACUCAUGGAAUAUUUGUAAGGGUUUGAAAGUUUGGUGGUUAUUCUUGUGGAACUACUAGUAGUAUAUGAAAUGAAAUGUCUUUCUCCGUGACCAAGUGCUAAUAACAGUACAUAAAAAAGUGUCCCUGAUAUCGCAACAUACCAGUAGAACAACUGUUCGGAGACACCGGCGUAAACCUUAUUUUUGCAACAGUUUUAACGCAAACUUGAAGGAGACUGGUAUAAGGAGGGACACAUGUAAACAAUUUCACAUCAAGAAUGAUUGAUCAAAAUAAAUUAAUUGAAACUUUUGUAUCUCUGGGGCUCAGUGAGCAGAAAGCAAAGGAAACAAUAAAGAAUGAAACAAUAACGCAAAACUUGAAACAAGCAGUUGAUGAAGCAGAGAAAUUGGGUGGUGUACCAGAUGAAAGUAAAAUGCUCCUCUACCAGCUAGCUAGUAAAAUUAAAAAACAAACUGCUCACCAUAUACCCAUGAUUGUGAAUUACAUUUACUCCAGAAAAAUUGAUUCGAAUGAGAGACUUGAUGCAGCAUUAGAGUAUUUACUGUCUCAUCUCAAAGAUGAAUUAAACCUGUCUUCCUUUGAAGAAGCCUGUGGCGUCGGUGUGGUCGUAACUCCAGAAGAAAUUGAAAAUUCAGUUGAAGAAAUCAUUGCUGCUCAUAAAAAUGAAUUAUUAGAAAAGAGGUAUCAGUUCAAUUUAGGAAUUAUUAUGCAAGAGGUGAGGAAACGCUUAAAAUGGGCUGACGGAAAAGCACUUAGAAAUGAAGUGGACAUUCAGAUUUUAGAUUUAUUAGGCCCUAAAACAGAAGCUGACUUGUUAAGCCACAAUAAAUCAGAUAAGAAAGUUAAAAGCGCAAAAAAGGGAAGCAAUUUGGUGAAGAUGAAAGAAAUUGAGAAGACUGCUGAUGCAAAAAAUGAAAUUGAAAGUGCUUCUAUAGGAGAUAUUAUGAAAAAAUUAAAUUUCCACAAACCUGGAGAAAAUUACAAAACAGAAGGCUAUGUCAUUACACCAAACACUUUCAACAUUCUCAAAGAUCAUCUGAAGGUUACCGGUGGACAAGUGAGGACAAGGUUUCCACCAGAGCCUAAUGGAAUUUUACAUAUUGGUCACGCAAAAGCUAUCAACAUUAAUUUUGGUUAUGCUGCAGCUCACGAGGGUGUUUGCUUCUUGCGAUAUGACGACACAAAUCCAGAAAAGGAAGAGGAGAAAUUCUUUGUGGGCAUCAGAGAAAUGGUGAACUGGCUAGGAUACAAGCCAUUUCAGAUUACUCAUUCGUCCGAUUACUUUGAUCAGUUAUACAAGUGGGCAAUAGAACUUAUAAAAAAGGAUUUAGCAUAUGUUUGUCACCAGAGUUCAGAUGAGAUCAAAGGCAUUAACGCCCCACUUUCUCCGUGGAGAAAUCGGCCAGUUGAAGAAAGUCUUAAACUGUUUGAGGAUAUGCGUAAAGGAAAAAUAGAUGAGGGCAAAGCGACACUUAGAAUGAAAGUGACAUUGGAAGAAGGGAAACAAGACCCAGUCGCAUACAGAAUUAAGUUUUUGCCUCACCAUAGAACAGGAGACAAAUGGUGCAUAUAUCCGACAUACGACUACACUCACUGUUUAUGCGACUCUAUCGAAAACAUAACUCAUUCUUUAUGUACAAAAGAAUUUCAGAAUCGCCGUUCCUCGUAUUACUGGCUUUGCAAUGCGCUGGACAUUUACUGCCCUGUGCAGUGGGAAUACGGACGCUUGAAUCUGAAUUACACCGUAGUAUCCAAACGUAAAAUUGCAAAGCUAAUUGAGGAGGGUAUUGUAAACGAUUGGGACGAUCCACGUCUCUUUACUUUAACUGCACUGAGAAGACGAGGGUUCCCACCGGAAGCUAUAAACAAUUUUUGUGCUCAGGUAGGAGUUACAGGUGCGACAUCUGUAGUCGAUCCUCAGAUGCUCGAGGCAUGUGUCAGAGAUUCUUUAAAUACUACUGCUCCACGAGCUAUGGUAGUUCUGGAACCGUUGAAAGUGAAGAUCCUCAACUUUCCAUAUUCUGAGAGUACUCAAGUUACAGUUCCCAAUUUCCCCAGUGAACCAGACCGAGGAAGCCAUUUUGUUCCAUUUGAUAAGGAAGUGUUUAUUGAGAGAAGUGACUACAGAGAAGAGGACGAGAAAGGAUACAGAAGACUGACAAAUUCUCAACCGGUCGGCCUGCGACAUGCCGGUUACGUUAUUUCUGUGGUAAGGGCCAUUAAAAAUAGUGUCGGCAAUGUAACUGAAUUGGAAGUACAGUGUCAACCUUCGACAGAAUUUAAACCGAAGGCGUUUAUUCAUUGGGUGUCGCAUCAUAUUCCUGUGCAAGUUCGUUUGUAUGACAUGCUGUUUAAACAUAAAAAUCCAGAAGACCCCAAUGAGGUGCCAGGAGGGUUCCUAUCGGACUGUAACAAAGAUUCGCUGAAGAUACUGAAUGCAUAUGCAGAUGUUUCUGUGUCAAAAGCUAGAGUUUUUGACAAAUUCCAGUUUGAGAGAUUGGGUUUCUUUUCUGUUGACCCAGAUACAAAAGAUGGUUCUUUAGUUUUUAAUAGGACUGUUAGUUUAAAGGAGGAUGCUAAUAAAUCAUAGGUACCAUUCAUCUAAAUUCAAUAAUCUUGAUGUGUUUGCAGAGUCAGUUGAAGAAGAAAUAGUGACUGUACGGUACAGAGUGGGAGGUCUUUCGGGUGGAAGCAGUAUGACAGAUACGUGGAAUGUGCGAGUGUUUACCCUUGAGUGGAGCCUCUGUCAAGCAUAACUGGUGUGAAUGUAUUUUUGUGAAUGCAUGCUGGAGAGGUUAGAGAUGUGGCCUGUUUGAGGAGAGGUGAGCUGACGUAUAGCUCCAUGGAAGAGUGGUAGAAUGAAAAGCCAGCAUAACAGAAUUGUUAGAUCAAUUAAGACAAAACCAGAAACUUCCUGUAAUCCGAAAGAUUUCAGAAAAGGAGGAGGUAAGUUUCUUUGUCCUGUGGCUGCCUUUUGAGGACUUCACAAUGGGUGUUGUGAAUUCCUCCAAAAAUGGGAGCUGGAGAAAAGAUAGCCAAUUGUGGUGAAUGAAAUUGAUCAGCAAACCCUUGACGUGUGAUCCAUAUUGGUCCUGAUCUGUUAUUACCUUUCCAUAUCUCAAGGUCUUUAAAUCAUUCACCCUUACCUUCUUUUCUGUGAUCUUCUGUAUUAAUUACAGUUGCAUAUUUUAACUGACCUACCAGUUCCACUUAAUUUUCUUUUGGUUCCACGCCGCUUCUCCAGAGUUCAUAAGUCACCUAUCCCGUCCCCUCCCCUCCCCUCCCCUCCCCUCAAACAGGCUGCAGCCGUAACCCCUCCAGCAGGCAUGUUGAGUCCACUACAGUAUAACUUGCGGCAGUAUGGCACACGGCACUGGACACAACAGUUAUGCUUGACAAACGCUCCCGAAGAUCCGCCCAAGACCAUACCAGUUUCGCACUCACUUAGUCCCACGUAUCUGUCAUACUGCUUCCACCCGGAAGAACUUGCAUUCCGUACCAUAAAGUCAAUCCAAACACAGGUCUGCUGCAGUCACUUGGCUUAGUCCACAUAUCAGCUUGGCAAUGCUGUUGAACAAUGGCGCCAACCCUUUGGGGCACAGUAAAAUCGCUCAGGCUUGGAACUGAUUAUUUUUGAUGAAGUGGUCUGACAUACGUACUGAAAUAAUGGAGCAGGUGAUGUUUAGAACAAGUAAUAAAGCACUGAAAAUGAAUUCUUAAAUGACUUGUAAUAAAAGACUAGCAUUGACAUAGCAGCUACUGAUGACGACGGCGACACACUCACUCACAAGUGUGUUCAAAUUCAUACCUUGUAGAAAUAUAAAAAAUAUUUAUUUGGGUUGCCUCGUGGCAUAAACUGCUUGAGAAAUUAAGCACCAGUGACUGGGUGUGUCAUCUGUUGAUCGUAUAUGAAAGUGGAUUUUUAUGCAAAAGCACCUUCUCGUCUGUUAAAUAAAAAAUGGUUGUUAUUUAGAACAAUUAUUACAUAAAAUAAACAAUUUCUUGUAUGGUUUUUGUCAAGAGUGAAAAUGUUUUUAUAGAAACUAAAAUUCCAUUAUUCUUGAAAUUAACUGGAAAGUUAUGGAUGCAAUAACUUUUGUAGGUGUGUCACUUAUGAAUGAAGCAAUAAAAAUCAGGCAAAAUUAAAAUAAUAUAAACUUGACAUGCAUUCAGUUUUAUACUUUGCUUUUGGUAAAUUUUAUCAAUUAUAUAUAUCUCUCUCUCUCUCUCUCUCUCUGUGUGUGUGUGUGUGUGUGUGUGUGUGUGUGUGUGUGUGUGUGUGUGUGUGUGUGUGUGUUUCCCAGAAAACCAUGAUCAUUAUUUAUAAUGCCCCAGAAGUGUGAUGUAAUUUAUUUGUAAUUGUUGUCUAAUUAACAUACUGAAAUAUAUUUUUAAUAUGUGAAAUUAAAAGAUUGUAAAAGAAAACUGCCUUUGUUUUUCUAUGUGGUAGAAUUUUCUAGUCAAUGUUAAAUUUUUCUUCGCAUAAAAAAGCACUUAUAGUUGUUAUUAAGGAUGGCAAAUGCAGGCACUUAGUUCGAGAAUAUAAUCAAAUACUAUAUCACAGUUCUGUGAAACAGUCUUGCUCCGUGGGGCAACAAACUCGACAGCAAACAAAUAUCUGAUGAAUCAUAGUGAGUAAUAUGUUUUGUCUAAAACACUAAUCAUCAUAGGAGAGAAAACUGUUAUUACAUUUUAGCUUGACUCAGAUUAUGAUAAUACAAAAGAUCCAUACUGAGUUGUGUGAAUGCCUCUGCAGUUUGAACAAUAUUAUGAAUGUCUUAAGUCCAGUCUGCUGCUUCUUAUUUUCAUGCCAUACAAAAUUUAAGAAUGAAACCCUCUGCACUUUGGAAGGCAAAAGGAGUAUCUGUUUAGGAAAAUAAAGCAGCAAAAUUGAAAUGACAGUUGCUGAAAUGUCAAUGCUGGCACUGUGCAAUUGUGUUAGAGCAUACUGUUGCUUGGCAAGAGAAAACUGAAGACCUUGGCGUGUUUCAUGGAUUUCCUUGGAAAUGAUGUUUUUGUUAGGAGCUGCAUUUUCAGUGUAUACUGUUUGUCUUAUACUUAACAGAGGAACAGAGAAACACACAAUCACACUUUGAAAGAUUAAAGUUUGUUGUAAAUUUUUUAGCAGCA
Molecule: messenger RNA, 5156 nt
Organism: Schistocerca americana (American grasshopper)
Lineage: Eukaryota; Metazoa; Arthropoda; Insecta; Orthoptera; Acrididae
Gene: GlnRS
Product: probable glutamine--tRNA ligase
Exons: 2
Coding region: 283-2616 (777 amino acids)
Biological process (GO): translation; glutaminyl-tRNA aminoacylation
Cellular component (GO): aminoacyl-tRNA synthetase multienzyme complex; cytoplasm; cytosol
Molecular function (GO): ATP binding; glutamine-tRNA ligase activity
Source: RefSeq, a predicted model, not a curated record